Messenger RNA from Pogoniulus pusillus (Red-fronted tinkerbird), 4968 nucleotides. RefSeq names its product vesicle amine transport 1 (gene VAT1). Gene Ontology annotation, biological process: negative regulation of mitochondrial fusion. Gene Ontology annotation, molecular function: oxidoreductase activity; zinc ion binding. The coding region runs from base 39 to 1175 and encodes 378 amino acids. The record is from RefSeq and is a predicted model, not a curated record. Gene Ontology annotation, cellular component: mitochondrial outer membrane. The transcript has 6 exons. NCBI's taxonomy places the organism in Eukaryota, Metazoa, Chordata, Aves, Piciformes, Lybiidae.
CCCCACUCCCGCAGCCUCUCUCGCUACUCAGCUCCGCCAUGUCCUCCGAGCCGGCUCCGGCCGCCGCCCCCGAGCAGGCCCCCGGCCCCGAGCCCCCGGCGGGUGGCGGGGAAACGGCCGAGCACCGGGCGCUGGUGCUGACGGGCUUCGGGGGCUAUGACAAGCUGAAGGUGCAGGCGCGGCGUGCCGGCGGCCCGCGGCCCGGAGAGGUCUCGGUGCGUGUCCGCGCUUGCGGCCUCAACUUCGCCGACCUGAUGGCGCGGCAGGGACUGUACGACCGGCUGCCGCCGCCGCCCGUCUGCCCCGGCAUGGAGUGCGCCGGCACCGUCCAAGCCCUCGGCGACGGCGUUCGAGACCGACAGGUUGGCGAUAAGGUAAUGGUCCUGGCUAGGUCUGGACUCUGGCAAGAAGUGGUGAAUGUGCCAGUCAGUCAGACCUUCCUGAUGCCUGAGGGGAUGAGCUUUGAAGAAGCAGCUGCACUUCUUGUCAACUACAUCACUGCCUACAUGAUCCUGUUUGAUUUUGGAAACCUGAGACCCAACCAGAGUGUCCUCAUCCACAUGGCUGCAGGUGGUGUGGGGACUGCUGCUAUUCAGCUGUGCAAGACUGUAGAAAAUGUCACCAUUUUUGGCACAGCAUCUGCUUCCAAGCAUGAUUCACUCAAGGAGGGUGGAGUCACUCACCCCAUCGACUACAGAACCAUGGAUUACGCAGAGGAGGUCCGGAAAAUCUCUCCCAAAGGUGUCGACAUUGUCCUGGACCCCCUGGGAGGAUCUGAUACGACCAAAGCAUUUAACCUGUUGAAGCCUAUGGGCAAGCUUAUCACUUACGGGGUGGCAAACCUGCUCACUGGGCAGAAGAAGAACCUCAUGGCUAUGGCUAAAACCUGGUGGAACCAGUUCAGCAUCAAUGCCUUGCAGCUCCUCCACCAAAACAAGGCCGUGUGUGGCUACCACCUCGGAUAUAUGGAUGAAGAAUUUGAGCUUGUUGGAGGUGUAGUAUCCAAGCUGGUUAACCUCUACAGUCAAGGCAAAAUCAAGCCCAAAAUAGACUCUGUAUGGCCCUUUGAUCAGGUGGCAGAUGCCAUGAGGCAGAUGCAAGAGAAGAAGAAUGUUGGAAAGGUCAUCCUGGUUCCUGAAGCACCCAAGGAAGAAUCAAAAAAAGAAGAGAACUAAUAAGAGAUGUGUGCAGGUUGAAUUCAUGGUUUAACUUCCUGAUCUCUUUGGAACCUGGAAAUGGACAGAUCAGUAGCUUCUGUCUUCAUCAGUACAAGAACAUCGUGGCUAGAGUUCAGAUGAGGUUUGCAUGCUCUCAUUGUGGCUGACCCUUUGCCAGAGAUGCUUUCUGCCCUAGUUCUUUGUUUUGAAGCCUUUUGCUUUUGUACAUUUUUCUCUUCACUUGUUUCUCUGCUGAGUUUCCAAACUAACCUCACUUUAUUCUGGCAGCUGAAGCUUCCAGGGUUCACCUGGUGAUUGAUGGCUGCAUGGCUGGUCACUGGUAAGUCAGGAUGUAACAUUGCUGUAGCAAGUGCCAAGUAUCUCCUCAGAAACUGAGCCCUGCUGAAGUGUUUGUGCUGUCACCUUUGAGAAGCUUGUUCAGCAGAAUGGGCCAAACUUAGGAUGUUUCCUCAGCAGCCAGAGGAGAAGCACAGCUGGCCUUGUCUAGCUCUGGCUUAGGCUACUCUUCUGUUUAGCCACACUCUUUCCCCUCUGCUUUUGUAGGCUCUAACACCAGUCAGGUCAUGCUGUCUUUUGCCUUGUAGAUAACCACCCUGGCAUUCUGAGCCUGGCAUGUUGCACUUCAUUUGCAGUCACUUCUCUGCAGCCACCAAAUCACCUGCUGGGCUGGGUGUGAAUACAGAAGAAAAGUUUCAGUUAGGUAACUUGAUCUUGUCCAUUUUCUGAUUCCAAUCUGUUGGGAGAUCUAAACUGUGUGUUUUUUAGAGACCAUAAGGACUCAGCUGUGUCUCAGAUGACUGGAACGAUUGAUGUUGGCUCUGUGCUUUGUUAGUGUUGGGCUCCAAGCUGGUAUUGUUAAGGCUAAACUUCACCCUCAUGUUUGUAUUUCCAAGGGCUGCAGUGCUGACUGGGAAUUCAGCAAGAUGGGAACAAAAUAAGCCCCUGCUAAUGCUUGCGUUGUGCUGUGCCCUGUGUGCUAGGGAGGUGUUGCAGUUCAGGAGGUAACUUGCAGGAGCCAGCUAUGAACAUCUGCUGCCCAGGAGCCUGGGCUGGCCCUUUCUGUGGCACACAGUUCCAUAAAGCUAUUGCCAUGUUACUGCUGUAGAUGGGAACCUGCCUCUGUCAUGCCUCUUGAACAAUUUAAAUCCUGCUUUCCAUUCUCUUUCAGCUAGCUCCUUAGAUACCCACUCAAACCAGCUCUUGCUCUGUGGCUCAGUGCUGCAGUAGGGUUUGACUCUUCUUGCCCUGAAACUGCAAAUCUUGGGACCCUUGGGCUCUCUUCCAGCACUGAGCAUUCAUGAGCUGCCUGGGGUGCUCCUCCCAAACCAGAACUCAGUUUCUCUUCCUCUUUUCCUUCUUCCAUGCAUCUAGAAAUGCAGCAGUGCAGAGACCCAAGACUAGUUCUGCGAGCACUUAAUGGUUCCCCUGCUGGGCCCUGUUUUCAGCCCCAAGUGACUGUGGUGCUGUUUGUGCUUGCUUUGAGGCUUCCUCACAGAUUGUAGGUACAGCAGGCUACAGGCUGCAUUUUGGACUGAAAAGGUGAACCUGAGGGUGCCAAGAAGUGCUGCCCAUCCUGGAAGAGCUCAGGAGCAGAAUCUUGCUAUGAGGAGUCCUGCUGAACCAAACCUGCCUCUGGAGAGCAUCCCAGCACAGGGCUGGGGGUUCCCAUGCAGGACUGGAGUGUGGCUGCUUCUUUAGCCAGCUCCUCUCUGUGCAGCCUGUGGGUGCUUGGGCUCAGCCCCUAGUUCUUCAGAGGUGCCCUGGCUAGCUAAGUGUUAUAACAACCCCAUUCCCUCUGACCUCCGAGGAGGGCUGAAACCCUGUUACAGAUCCUCGUCAGCCCAUCUCUUCCACUUGAUACAUGAACUUCAUGAACAUGGUCAGAUGAAACUCAGAAGCACAACUUUCAGACUUUCUGAAUUCAAACUCUUGCUGCUUCCCCUUUCAGCCUGCCCUGUCGUGCUAAUUUAGAUCAAAUCCAGGUGUCUGAUGCUGCUUUACCAGGUCUGACAACAGGAGGACUAAAUUGUUCAAACGGGAAGUCUGGACCUGUUUUUCCAAGAAACUGGACUUCACCUUGGUGAAAGAGCAGCGUGUUCAAAUGGCACAUGGCCCUGCACAUCUCCAGGCUCUGCAGACUUGCAGAGGGCAAAGCUGCCCAGUUGUGCUUCACACUGGCAUCCUGCCCUUGCUUUGCCAGUGCCUUCCUUGGGUGGCCUUGGAGCAGGCAGCGCAGCGAGGCUCUCGCGCUCUGCCUCCCGAUGCCAUGGGGAGGAUGGAAGUCUUGCAGCUUCCCAUGGGACACCUCUGACAUGCUGCCUUGUGGUAUGCCACAAACCCACUAUCUCAGUGCCUUCUUCUACAUGCCUGUAAGGACUAGGAAGUCACUGGAGCCUUUUCCAUUCUGGCCUUUCAAAGUGUUGCCAAAAACCCAUUAGGACUCCUGCUCGCUCUGCUGUCAGCAGCAGUUCUGUACUCUGACUGUAAGGGAGACCUUCCCUUUCCACGCCCUGCAGCCUGUCCAGAGGAGCUGUUGUAGAGCCCUUGUCUCCCCCAGGGCAGCUAUUUGGCUCCAGCCAGUCCUCAAGUGAGGCUUUAUCUGCUGUCCCAGCCUUGGCUCUCUGGAAACAAUCUCAGCUCCUGACUGCAGCUGCUCUUGUGUCUUCUACCUACAAACUCCUUGAAGCCCUUAUCAGGGCAGGAGCAGUUCCUCUCUGUUCGAGUUUAGCACUGACUGUUUUAUGUCCCUUGGUAGCAACAUUGUUUGGGUUUUUCAGUGUUUUUUAGUUUGGGAUUUUUUUAAGGACAAACAUUUUAGGGGCCAAUAAGUAUAAAACCUCUGUAAAACAAGAAGUGUCUUAAUAAAGUUAACCAGCAGGUUUGUAUACUAAGGACCAAAGCAAAAACCAAACAAAACCCAUGGGAUAAAACCAUGUUGCUGAUGCUGUUUAGAGCUAAGCUGUGCUGGAGAGGAGAUUCCUGUGCUUGGUGCAUGUGCCAUUCCUGCUGUCAGAAGUGCAAUUCAAUGUUUAGUUUACUGUUUGACCCAAAGGUUGUGCCAUGAGGAGUCCGAGUGGGAAGUGUGAGUGGAGUCCAUGAGCGGAGCAGAGGUGUGCACUGCCCUGUGCAAGUGCUGUUCCUGUGUUACUGCAUUGCCCGCCCAGACUGGCACUGCUGGGCAGGGGCAAAAUGCAGCUCCUUUGCUAUCACCAGGCAGCUUUUGUCACAUCUAGCUGGGAUUUCUCUCACUUGUGUUGCAUGUUGGUUGCAGGAGGGGAAGGGCUCAGGAGCAGCCUUAGCUUGUGCGGAGAAGCCUUGACCCUGCUGAGUGCUUUGAGAUGAGGGAGUUCAGCUGCUUCCCAGUAUUGAACUAAGUGACCAAGGAGAAAAGUAAGAGACAUUUUGGGCCACAGGCUCUAAUGGGUGCAGGAUCCUGGCCCAGGAACAGCUGCUGUCACAGGGGUAAAACCACUCUUACUGCCGAGUAGCAUCCCUAGUGUGCAAAGCCCUGGUGAUGGCAAAGCUUGACUGGCAAGCAGUGCAUGAGCAAGCAGUGCCUCAGCCUCUGAGCCUCUUACAACACAUGGGCUGGUCUGUGCUGUCUGUGUUGGUUUGCAGAUGUGUGGUGCUCAUCCUACAGCUGUGGAGUCUUUGUUCAAAAAUGUUCUGCUUUGUGCCUGUAACAGAGUUGGACAGAAGCAAGUGUGCCAGUGCUGUGUAACCUCCUGCCCUACCUUACCACAUGCCUUAUGUGUUCCAAACAUUCAUUAAAAGUGUAACAAAACCCUCA